Penicillium brasilianum is the source of this 1794-nucleotide messenger RNA. The record is from the annotation of a GenBank genome assembly. Lineage: Eukaryota; Fungi; Ascomycota; Eurotiomycetes; Eurotiales; Aspergillaceae.
CGCAACCCCAAAUUCGAUCCCAGACAAAAUUCUUCAUCCCCACAAACCUCCGUCAACUGUGACUGGGUGGUCCACGCCAUGGUAAUUCGCCCGGCUUUCGUUUCCACGUGUGGAGCAGCGAUCCCGACGUGAAACUGUCCAAGGCCACAGAUUCGCCCAUACUUUUCACUGCCUAUUUACGUGAGGCUUCGUCUGCAGCUUAACCUGCCGAUCUCAACCAAGAUCUUCCAUCGAGACGGCCAAUCGACUGCAAGUAUGGCUCCUGCUGCUGCUCAUGCGGCCGAGGGCAUCAUAUCGCCCAUAGACGUGAAGUCCAUGCCACCGUUUUGGCGUCGGAAAAAUGGAAUAUUGCUAUACUUCCUCCUAACGUCAUCUCUUCUUGCCAGUGCUGCACUUGGUAUUGAUGGGUCCAUGACAAAUGGAAUGCAGGUCUUGAACUCAUGGCAAGACAGAUUUGGACACCCUGAAGGCGCAAAACUUGGAUUCUUCGGAGCUUCCAACGCCAUUGGUGGCGUUAUCCCAUUCAUUUUCUUAAGUUGGAUUGGUGACAAAUGGGGCCGCCGUCUUCCCACCGCGCUCGGCUCAGUUAUCAUAAUAGUUGGUGUUCUCAUUGAACUAUUUGCCACGUCUCUGAACAUGUACAUUGGCGGAAAGAUUAUCCUUGGGGUGGGAUCAUCAUUGAUUCAGAUGGGCGCUCCGGUCUUGGUCACUGAGCUAUCUCAUCCCAAAGAGCGUGUCCAAAUCACGACCUUUUACAACACGUCCAUCGUUCUUGGGUACGUUAUUGGUGCCUGGGCGACAUUUGGAUGUUACAGGAUCACCAGCCAGUGGUCGUGGAGGCUCCCGACUCUAAUUCAAGUCGUUCCAUCGGCUUACCAGUUCUGUCUCAUCUGGUUUUGUCCCGAGUCUCCACGCUGGUUGAUUGCAAAGGGCCGCAUCCAAGAAGCACGUGAAAUCUUGAUCAAAUAUCACGGCGAAUGCAAUCCGAACUCUGAGUUAGUGGAGGUUGAAUGCGCUGAGAUUCAACAGGCAAUUUCCAAGGAAGCAGAGGAGAACAUCAGUUGGGGGGCAUUCUUCUCUUCAAAAGCCAACUUGAAGCGCAUUUUCCUUUGCUUCUCUACUGCCGUGUUCAGUCAGAGCUCUGGUAACCUGUUGGUCUCAAACUAUCUUACGCAAAUUCUCAAAGAUACUGGCCUCAAGACCGAAUAUGAGAUUACACUUGUCAACGGAAUGGUCACUCUCUGGCAGUAUAUUGUUGCCAUCUUUGUUACUCUUAUCAUUGACCGAUUCCGCCGCCGCUUCUUCUUCCUCACUGGAUCGGGCGGUGUUCUGGUCACUUUUAUUGUCUGGACAAUCGCGGCUCAGCAGUAUCUCGAAAAAGGCUCGCUGGCUGCCGGAAGGCUAGUGAUCGCCUGCAUUUUCGUCUUCCAGGCUUUCUACACAUUUGCUUGGACAAACCUCAUUGUGACCUAUCCCUUAGAGGUAGUGACGACGCAAAUGCGUGCUAAGACAUGGGCCUUUGUUCUGCUGACGAUUCAGGUGGCCUCCAUCUUUGGGAGCUAUGUCAACCCCAUUGCAUUGAAGAACAUUGGGUGGAAGUUCUAUAUCUAUUACUGUGUAUGGGUUUUGAUCGUCUUCCUCGUUGUCUAUUUCUUCUUCGUGGAAACGGCAGGGCCGACGCUUGAGGAAUUGGCAUACCUGUUUGAAGAUGAGGAUAGCAAGAAGGAGAUGGUCCACAAGAUUCAGGAGAAUAAGGAGCAAUUCACGGAGCACGUGGAGGAGAAACUUGCUUGA